UUCGGCCCAUUUGAGGUAACGUUACGUUUGUGAGGUUCUUGGAGAGUGGCGGAGGCGCCGGUACGCCAGCCUCUUACGGGCUUGUGUGAGUGUGAUGUCACUUAAGUAAAGCUGGUGUAAUCCUGUAAGGGAGGAUGAGUAUACAGACAUGUGAUGGCCCACUUGUUUCUUGGGUGGAGGGUGAUGGAGGGGAGGCUGGCAGGCAUUACCAAACAGAUGGAGAGGCUUUGUAAUGUGGGGGCGUGUAACUGAUUAGACACAACAUUUAUUGACGCUCCCUUUGAUGGUUUUUCACCUUGAUUCUGUUUCUAAUCAAAGUCAAGUGAAGCCAAAGUCACAUCCGGAUUUUACCGGGUUUAAGUCUCGGUCAGUCGGACAUUUUUUCGCGCAUGUCCAGCGCGGACACUCUGGACAUCGUACUCAAUUAGAGGACUUCCUGUCCUCCCCUCACCCCCCUCUUCUAGAUUAAAUCCAUUACACCACACUUACCGACUGCACACUUUGUCCUCCGGAAGGACGACGCGUGUUCUCUAAGUUAGGAUAGUUUGCUUGCUGAAAAUUACAUCUCAAGGCGCUGUAACUCUGGAGCCUUUGAUGGGUGGAGAUGAGCGCCACCAGCAGCACCAGACUGAACCCCAGUCCGAACUUACUGCAAGUGAACGAGCCCAAGCGCUAUGGCUCCACGCUGUCGCUGGAGGAAAAGUGUGAACAGUCUUUCUUCCUUUUUUACUACUACAGGAUGGAGGAUGAGGCGGUGCUGGACCGCGGGGCAUCCUUACUCAAGCACCUUUGUGAUGAAGAGGAAGUAGAAGGUCACCACACCAUUUACAUCGGCGUGCACGUGCCCAAGAGCUAUCGACGUCGGAGGCGUCACCGCCGGAAAACCGGCCACAAGGACAGAAAGGAGAAGUUGAUGGAGAAUGUCUUUGACAAGUCGGAGACAGAAAACAACGACGAGGCCAGCAACAGCAUCCUCAAACCUCUCAUCUCACCAGCAGCAGAGAGGAUUCGCUUCAUCCUAGGUGAGGACGACGAUGGCCCGGCACCCCCACAGCUCUUCACUGAGUUGGAUGAGCUCCUGUCAGUGGACGGACAGGAGAUGGAGUGGAAGGAGACGGCCAGGUGGAUCAAGUUUGAGGAGAAGGUGGAGAAAGGUGGAGAACGCUGGAGUAAACCUCAUGUGGCGACGCUGUCCUUACACAGCCUAUUUGAACUGAGGACAUGUAUAGAAAAAGGAACCAUCAUGCUGGACCUGGAAGCUUCCACGCUACCUCAGGUUGUUGAGAUGAUCACUGACAACCAGAUAGAGAUCGGCCAGCUGAAGGCCGAACUUAAGGACAAGGUGAUGUACACGUUGCUGCGGAAACAUCGCCACCAGACCAAGAAGUCCAACCUGCGCUCUCUGGCUGACAUCGGGAAGACGGUGUCCAGUGCAAGUAGGCUGUUUUCCACCCCGGAAAAUGCCCGCAGUCCUCUCGAGAACUCUGUGACUUGCCUGUCAGGUCGCAUCUCAAUGGAGGACUUGCAGACCCAAAGGAGUUCCAGUAUGGACUGGCUCAAUAGUCCCACCACAACUCCCAGGAACCUGACAUCCACCAGCCUGAAUGACGUCUCUGACAAACCGGAGAAAGACCAGCUGAAGAACAAAUUCAUGAAGAAGUUGCCAAGAGACGCAGAAGCCUCCAACGUGCUGGUGGGGGAGGUGGACUUCCUGGACGCGCCCUUUGUGGCGUUUGUUCGUCUGCAGCAGGCCGUGAUGCUGGGAGCCCUGACGGAGGUUCCUGUUCCCACAAGAUUUUUAUUCAUCUUGCUUGGACCCAAAGGCAAAGCCAAGUCGUACCACGAGAUCGGCAGAGCGAUCGCUACACUGAUGUCGGAUGAGGUCUUUCAUGACAUUGCAUAUAAGGCCAAGGACAGACAAGAUUUGCUGGCCGGUAUUGACGAGUUUCUGGAUGAGGUGAUUGUGCUUCCUCCUGGAGAAUGGGACCCAGCCAUCAGGAUAGAGCCUCCAAAAUCCCUCCCCUCCUCUGACAAAAGGAAAAACAUGUAUGCAGGAGGCGACUCUCAGAUGAACGGAGACAUGCCUCACGAUGGAGGUCAUGGAGGAGGACAUGCUGUGGGUGAAGAGCUCAGGAAGACGGGAAAGUUUUGUGGGGGUCUCAAACUUGACAUCAAGAGAAAAGCGCCUUUCUUUGUCAGUGACUUCACCGACGCGUUUCACAUUCAGGCCCUGUCGGCUAUUAUGUUUAUUUACCUGGGAACUGUAACGAACGCCAUCACCUUUGGUGGUCUGCUGGGAGAUGCUACGGAGAACAUGCAGGGUGUGCUGGAGAGUUUUCUGGGCACAGCCAUUGCUGGUGGCGUUUUCUGUCUGCUGGGUGGUCAGCCUCUCAUCAUCCUCAGCAGCACUGGCCCCGUUUUGGUGUUUGAACGGCUGCUUUUCAACUUCAGCAGAGAUAAUGAGUUUGACUACUUGGAGUUCCGCCUGUGGAUCGGCCUGUGGUCGGCUUUCUUCUGCCUGCUGCUCGUGGCGACUGAUGCCAGCUACUUGGUCCAGUACUUCACCCGCUUCACUGAGGAGGGCUUCUCCUGUCUCAUCAGCUUCAUCUUUAUCUAUGAUGCCUUCAAGAAGAUGAUCAAAUUAGCUCAUCAUUAUCCAAUCAACCCUGACUUCAGAAUGGAUUAUGUCACGCAGUACGACUGCCUCUGCAUGGCUCCUACUGUCUUGGAAAACAGCACAGACAUCAUUGGCGAUCCUUUAGAAGGCACUUCAGACUGGUUCUGGAACAACACAGAUCUGCCACCGAAUGCCACGUGGUCGUCCCUCUCCAGGACCGAGUGUUUGAAGUAUAAUGGAGAGCUGGUGGGCAAAGCCUGCGACUUUGUCCCAGACAUCACCCUCAUGUCCUUCAUAUUGUUCUUUGGCACUUACACCUGCUCCAUGUGUCUAAAAAAGUUCAAGACAAGCCCCUUUUUCCCCACCACUGUGCGAAAACUCAUCAGUGACUUUGCCAUCAUCUUGGCCAUUCUUAUCUUCUGUGGAGUUGAUAUGCUCGUAGGAGUUGAUACGCCUAAACUUCUUGUGCCAAGUGAAUUCAAACCAACAAGUCCAAACCGAGGCUGGUUUGUGGCCCCAUUUGGAGGAAACCCCUGGUGGGUUUAUCUGGCGUCUGCUCUUCCUGCCCUUCUGGUCACCAUCCUGCUCUUUAUGGACCAACAGAUUACUGCUGUGAUUGUCAACAGGAAGGAGCACAAGCUAAAGAAAGGGGCAGGUUACCAUCUGGAUCUGUUUUGGGUGGCUGUUCUGCUAGCAAUUUGCUCCUUCAUGGGUCUGCCGUGGUACGUGGCCGCCACCGUCAUCUCCAUCGCUCACAUCGACAGUUUGAAGAUGGAGACUGAAACAUCGGCUCCCGGAGAGCAGCCAAAGUUCCUGGGUGUGAGAGAGCAGAGGGUCACGGGUGUGUGCGUGUUCAUCCUCACAGGGCUGUCUGUGUUUAUGGCUCCAGUUUUAAAGUUCAUCCCCAUGCCUGUGCUGUAUGGAGUCUUCUUGUACAUGGGGGUCGCUUCUCUCAAUGGAGUGCAGUUCAUGGAUCGUCUUAAGCUGCUUCUAAUGCCAGCGAAGCACCAGCCGGACCUGGUUUACCUGCGACACGUUCCUCUCCGGAAGGUCCACCUCUUCACUUUUAUGCAAAUCCUUUGCUUGGCUCUGCUCUGGAUCCUCAAGUCCACCGUGGCUGCCAUCGUCUUCCCUGUCAUGAUCCUCGCUCUGGUCGCUGUCAGAAAGGGGAUGGAUUACCUGUUCUCUCAGCAUGACCUCAGUUUCCUGGAUGAUGUCAUCCCAGAGAAGGACAAGAAGAAGAAAGAGGAUGAUAAGAAGAAAAAGAAGAAACGUGGCAGCAUAGACAGCGACGCUGACGACGAGACAAGUCCUCAUCAUUCCUUGAACGACACACAUCGUGCUGAGCAGCUUCGCUUCUACCAGGCCAACUACUUGUCCAGUCCUGAGAUGAGUCCGCUGAAGUCUGUGCCUCAGAUUAGAAUAGACAUGGACCCAGACGAUGAUAACACUUUCUACUGGAAGAGCAGAGGAUCCGAAACAUCUCUGUAGAUCUCCACCAACCUGCAGCACAACUUUUCUUUUUACUGACCUUCGGUGAUUCUUUUAACUCCGAUCUCCUUCAUGACUUCAAGACUUUGUUGUGAAGAGCGGCACGCUUUAGAAGAAGCAUUACGCUGCACGCUAUAUGGUCUUUCCUCACCACGUUUCUCUCACAGCUCCACAGCUAGUCUUUGCUUACAAAGGUAACCCCUGAAUAUUCUUCUAUACAACUCCUCCUACGCAUCACCCACCGAGGCUGCAGCUCACUCUGACCACGCAUGGACCUGCUCUUUUUAUAUAAACAUAUACAAAUAUCAUCUGUCUGAGUUUUUAUAUAAACCGAAUUAUUCUAAUAACAUUUUCCUGUAGCAGGAAAAUCAUGUUUUUAUAGCUCUACCUCUUGUUUUAGAUUCAGUGCUUAUCAUGAAUGAUUGCAAUGUGUUGACUUUUGAUGGGGUUUUGAUAUUUUCUCUCUGUCCUCUUGUAGAAAUGAUUCACACAGAUUCACUCUAUGAUCAUAGCUUGUGAAGGAAAUACAGUAGAUAUUUAAGUAAAUUAAUAGCAGAUUAACAAUGCACAUUUGUAUGUGCAGAUGAGGAAAAUAUUUUUAUUCUCACUUUGUGAUGCAGUUUUACUUGCUUCAGUUUCUAGUUUUCUGAAUCUUUUACUCUUUUGCUUUUGUUACUCGUUUAAUUUAAAUCAUUUUCUUCUUUUGUUUUGCUUUAAAAAAAAAAGAUUUUAUUGUGUGUGUGUUUGUAACAUUUCUUAUUUUUUUUCUGUUCGAGUAGAAAACAAUCCAGCGACAUAAUCAUCCGAUUUUCCUCCGCCAAACUUAAACUCUAACUAGAAAUGCAUAUCAUAAUAAUUACUUUUGCUGCACAAAGUACUUUACCUAAGUGGCUUAUAAGAGAUUGAUUCUUAAAGUAACAAUGUGAAAAAGAGGAGACGGGAAUCAAAUCCAUGCGAGCUCAGUUCGGUUCACGGCAGGUUUUCUUUGUUUUUCUCAGCUGUUUUUGGAAUUAUCUGAUGAUGUGAAGACGUUUUUCAUAAGGAUGUGUUUGGGCUGUAAUACAACGGUCACAUGCCAUCUGUGCUUACAUUCAGAGACUUAUUGGUCGGUGUUAUGCAAUCCUAUCUUCUUCAAAUCCACACAAAGACCCGUGCGCACGUCAGCUGUCAAACAUGUCUUUGAAUCUCUGAUUGCUGGUCAGUGUUUGACUCAGUUUUCUUCACUUUAACUCAAAUUUCUAAUUAUCAGGCAAAGCAUUUUAAUUUUGGCCCCCAUAAUAAACUUGCUGAGCUUGUAGAGUGUGCACAGGGCAUGUGAGUGUUAUGUUUAACCCACACACAUCCUUUAAACAGUUGUUAAAACAUCAUGUCAGUGAGGCAGAAGAUGCACAAACUCCAUAUUUGCUCCAAUGUUUUUACUUCAGACGGUUUCCCACAGAAUGACCGCGUGCAUCUCUCUGACUGCUCGUCUGUUUUUGGCCAGUUAUUAAGGAUAAUUCAGGUUUAUGUGAACUUAUAUUACAUGAAUGUGGCUGCUGUGUGGGUCAUGCUAACUUUGAACUCUUCCCUUCUGUUGUAGUAAUCAGGCAGGAAACAGAAGUUGUAUUUAGAGAAAUACAAGCUCCAAAGGUUGUUUGAAAAAACAAAAUUGCAGCUGACCCAUUAUGCAUCAGCUGUAGGUUUCUUGGUAUAUACAAAGAAAAAUGUUCUUUUCUUCAGUGCAAAAACAUUUUACAAUUUCCCCCAAACUGCAGUAAGUAUCUCACUGAAACAACUGAAAGCAAAGUGCUCUGCUCCUGGUACAGGUAAUUAAGUAAAAAGAGUUGCUGUACACCCACUUUCACCUGACAUGCAUUUUACUUUAGCAGCUUUGUUAUAUAAUUUCCCAUCAAAAUAACUGGUGGGAAUUAUAAUAAUAACUCCAUCAGAUAGCAGGACAUACAGGUGGAUGUAGACCCUGUGCAUCUUUAACAUACUUAUUCCUGGAGAUUACAGAUUACCUUUGCAUGGUAAGAUAAAUAAUCCAUAUUUAUCUUACAGUAGUCAUUACUGUUUGAAACAAGUAGUUUUAGCCUCAGUUCUCCACAUCUGAAGAAAGUGACUGGAUGACUCUCAUAAGCAAAGAAAAACAACAACAACAGCACAAAAGAGCCGCUUUAAAUGUUGAACGACACACUCUUGCAGUUUGAUCUGAACAAUAGACACAAAAAGCUUUUACAUGCUGUUUUCUGUUUUUGUUUUGUCUCUGUGGUGAAGAUGGAGCUCAAAGUUGGCAUGACCCACAUUGAAAGGUUAAAAAUAACCCACGGUUAUCUUUUAACUCCAGUACAGCGAUCGACACCAUCUCCCCACUGAAUCUCUAAUGGGUGCACUGAAGCACUUUCUCACUUUUUUCAUUUUAAUUUGAAACCUCCGGGCCUCUGUACGGAUCGCCACGGUAGAGAUUUCAAAGACGUAGAUAAGAGUGACGACAUACUUAAUAUUCCACCUCAGUAUUUACAGCUGUCAGCAGCGGCGAGUGGAAACGAAUGUGAGUCAGCGCCCGGGACAUCUUCUGUGGGGAGUGGUUAGUUUAAAGUGUGAUUCUGUGUAAGUGUGUCGGACAAAAACCUACAACACGACGUGAAAAUCUUCUGUUAAUCCUAGUGUUCGGAAUACUGAUGCAAUUUUUUUUAUUAUUAUUAACAUUUUGUGACUUUAGAAUAGGUGAAAUUGUUUAUUUUAGAAUUUAUAUUUUUCAAAUGAAAUGUAUAUUGGAAAUAAAGAGAAUUAUCAAACAGCA
Messenger RNA from Maylandia zebra (zebra mbuna), 6890 nucleotides. It is a transcript of the gene slc4a4a, whose product is annotated as solute carrier family 4 member 4a. Gene Ontology annotation, cellular component: basolateral plasma membrane; plasma membrane. Lineage: Eukaryota; Metazoa; Chordata; Actinopteri; Cichliformes; Cichlidae. Gene Ontology annotation, molecular function: sodium:bicarbonate symporter activity; monoatomic anion transmembrane transporter activity; solute:inorganic anion antiporter activity. Gene Ontology annotation, biological process: regulation of intracellular pH; monoatomic anion transport; bicarbonate transport. The record is from RefSeq and is a predicted model, not a curated record.